Molecule: messenger RNA, 1413 nt
Organism: Macrosiphum euphorbiae (potato aphid)
Lineage: Eukaryota; Metazoa; Arthropoda; Insecta; Hemiptera; Aphididae
Source: the annotation of a GenBank genome assembly
AUGUCUGUACUACAAUAUAUAACUAGUCAAAGGGGAAAAAAAUUAUUAGUAUACAACAAUUAUAUUCAUAGACAGGACAGACGAGAUGAAAACAAAAUAAUUUGGAGGUGCAAUGGAAAUCAAAAGUGCUCAGGACGGGUCCAUGUAUCACAAAAUGAUAUUGUAUUGAAAUAUGUAGACCAUAGUCAUUUAUCAGACGUUGCUAAAAUUCAAGCAAAGAAAACAGUUGAAGAAAUGAAAACUCUUGCUAAAGAAAACAGUUUAACAACUCGUGCCAUUCUUGGAGAAGGCUCUUCACAGUUACCUGCUGCAGUAUCAGCCCAACUACCGAACCCGAGAUCUUUAAAAAGAACAAUACAGCGAGUACGCCAAAUUAAACAAAUUGCUCCAGCCAACCCAAAUUCUUUACGUUUCGAAAUACCAGAUUCAUUCAAAAAAACAUUAUGUGGAGAGCAGUUUCUUUUUUUUGACAGUGCUGAUUCUGGAAAUUUUGAAGACCGAAUUUUAAUUUUUUCGACAUGGAAAAAUUUAGAACUUUUAACAUAUUCGAAACACUGGUUUGCUGACGGUACAUUUUCAUCAUGUCCCAAUUUAUUUUACCAAUUAUAUACGAUACAUACAAUUCAGUUUUCUAAUGUCAUACCGUUGGUAUAUAUUUUGUUACCGGACAAAAAAGAAAACACUUAUACUACAAUGUUCCGUAAUUUAAAAUUAAUAAAACCAGAUUUAAAUCCAACUUCAAUUUUGAUUGACUUCGAAAAAGCAGUGAUGAAUUCUAUUAAAACCGAAUUUCCUCAAACAAAAAUUCAAGGCUGUUUUUUCCAUUUAAGUCAAGCCUUAUGGAGGCAUAUUCAAGAAUAUGGUUUACAAACUCAAUAUUGUAAUGACCCUGUAUUUGCUCUGGAGUUGAAGAAAUUGGCUGCUCUCGCUUUCGUUCCAAUAGAAAAGGUAAUAGAAUACUUUGAAGGUCUUUUAGAAAAUGAAUUUUAUAGAAAAAAUGAAGAGCUAUUGUCGCCACUAAUAUCUUACUUCGAAUGUACUUGGAUUGGAAGUUUAGACAGGAGAGGAAAACGAAGAUCUCCCUUAUUUGCAAUUGAUCUUUGGAAUUGCUUUAAUCGUUUGAAAAACGAUCUCCCAAGAACCAAUAAUAAUAUUGAAGGUUGGCAUAAUGGGUUUUCUGCUCUUUUAACGUCUUCACAUCCUACUAUAUGGAAAUUUAUUAAUUGUUUAAAAAAAGAAGAGAGUAUUAAUAAGAUGACAACCGAACAGCUUAUUGCUGGAGAUGUACCGCCAAAAAAAUCAAAGUACAAAGAUACAGCAAAAAAAAUUUUACAUCUAUGCGAAGAUUUCGAAAACCGACAACUCAAUGAUUACUUACAAGGAAUAGCUCACAAUUUUAAUUUAAACAAGUGA